AUGCCAUCCCUACCAAAAGAAUACAAGGCGGCAGUCUUUGAAGCCAAAGGCCAACCUCUGACCUUUAAGCAAGUCAAGCUCGAACUGCCCAAGCCUGGAGAGGUCUUGGUCAAGGUACUGGCUUGUGGUGUCUGCCAUUCCGACGUUGCCGUCCAGAAUGCCUUGUUUGGCAAUUCCUUUCCCAUAGUCCCUGGCCACGAAGUCAUUGGCGAGGUGGCUGCGGUCCCAGAUGGAGAGACCCGCUGGGCCGUGGGCGCAAGAGUAGGCGCUCCAUGGCACGGUGGCCACGAUGGAACGUGCAAGGCGUGUCAACGAGGUCUGUUUCAGAUGUGCGAGAAAGAACAGAUCAACGGUGUUACACGGGACGGCGGGUAUGCCGAAUAUGUCACUCUCCGAACCGAGGCGGUCGUAUCGGUGCCCGAAGAUGUUGACCCUGCCGCCUUUUGCCCACUGCUCUGCGCUGGAGUGACUGUGUUCAACUCGUUGCGCAAGCAGAAUGUCAUACCAGGAUCACUUGUGGCCAUACAAGGCCUAGGCGGGCUUGGUCACCUUGCAUUGCAAUACACCUCGAAGAUGGGAUACCGUACUGUGGCUAUCUCCAGUAGCUCGGAGAAGAAGGACUUCGCUAUGAAACUCGGGGCACACGAUUACAUUGACGCGUCACAGGGCGACAUUGGCGAGCAACUCCAGAAGAUGGGAGGGGCUUCAUGUAUCAUCUUCACUGCGCCAAACCAGAAACUCAUUCCCUCGCUACUCCAGGGAUUGGGUCCAUUGGGGAAGCUCCUAAUUCUAGCUGCUUCUGCUCCGGUCGAAGUCAAUACGGCCUCCAUGAUCCACUAUGGGUUGAGUCUUGUGGCCUGGCCAAGUGGUCAUGCGCUCGACAGUGAGGAAGCAAUUGACUUUGCAAGAGUGCACGAUGUCAAUGUCAUGAUCGAGAAAUUCCCAUUGGACAAAGCCAACGACGCCUUGAAGAAGAUGAUGGACGGGAAGGUGAGAUUCAGAGGUGUUUUGGUGCCAUAG
This is a messenger RNA of Exophiala oligosperma, 1020 nucleotides long. RefSeq lists its product as uncharacterized. The record is from RefSeq and is a predicted model, not a curated record. Gene Ontology annotation, molecular function: oxidoreductase activity. The transcript is spliced from 8 exons. NCBI's taxonomy places the organism in Eukaryota, Fungi, Ascomycota, Eurotiomycetes, Chaetothyriales, Herpotrichiellaceae. The coding region runs from base 1 to 1020 and encodes 339 amino acids.